Molecule: messenger RNA, 1275 nt
Organism: Prorocentrum cordatum
Lineage: Eukaryota; Dinophyceae; Prorocentrales; Prorocentraceae
Source: the annotation of a GenBank genome assembly
AUGACAAAUACCAGCACGACAACAAUAUCAGUCAGUGCCACGUCAACUGCAACAACAAUAAGCGUUAGCUCUACCAGCAUGAGCAGCACUUCGUCGGCCAGCAGCACCACCAGGACAAGCACGACUUCCACCAUUACCAGCUCAACGUCCAGCUCAACUGGUACAUCGCGAACUGCCACUACAACAAGCGUGAGCACGAUCAGCAAAAGCAGCACCACGUCGGUCAGCAGCACCACAAGGACGAGCACCACUAUCUCAACCACCUCAACAAUGACAACAGCCACCACUACCAUGACGACGUCGAGCGCGACCACUGCGAGCAGUACCACCUCAAAGACCAGUACGACUAUCACAACCACCAGUGCAACUUCCAGUCGUACUGGUACAACGUACACAGCUACAACAUUGACCGCCACCACGCUCAGCUGGAGUUCCACCACAUCGGUCAGCAGCACCACAAGGACAAGUACGACUAAGACAACCACCAGUGCUACGUCCAGCUCUACCACAAGUGUCACAACGAUCACAACGACUACUUCCACCACCAGGACAGGGAGCGUGACUACCUCAAUCAGUACGUGGUCAUUAAGUAGCACAGUGACGCUAAGCAGCGCAACGGGGACAACUACGACAACAUUCAGCACGACCACGGGAUCCGAUACAACAGGAACUACGACCACUGGAACAACAUUGACAGGUACCACAGGCAGCACCACCCAAACAACAUCCUCAGCCACCAGCAGCACCACCGUCACCGCCACAGCGACGUAUACAACGACGAGCUUGACCACGAUCUCUGCAACAUCCCUUUCAAAGACAAGUACAAGCGAGACAAGUACGUCAGGUACUACUUUGACCACCACGGGCACCACCACUACGCGGACGUCGUCGACUACUACUUCGUCAAUUUCGUUGACCGCUUCUUCGUCGACACAUUCUGGCACGAGCACAACCAGCGCCACCACGACCGCGAGCGGUACAAGCACGACCAGCAUAACCUCGAGGACAAGCAUCACAUCCACUACGCAAACUACCAUGUCAGCCGGAGCACUGGUCGAGGGCUUCCUCUCCCUGACGGUGACGGACCCCGAGGCCUUCGCGCAAGACGCCCAGGCCAUCGCCGCCCUGGAGACGCCCGGCCCCUGCCUGCCUCGUCCGCCGUCCCGGAGUCGCGCGUCCGCGUGGAGGUUGACACGGCACGACGCCUGCGAGUGCAGGGUGCCGCCGCCACUUCUACGAGAACGGCGGGUCGACGCCUGGACGUCGGCACGGUGA